Messenger RNA from Euleptes europaea (tarantolino), 1014 nucleotides. It is a transcript of the gene GPR12, whose product is annotated as G protein-coupled receptor 12. Gene Ontology annotation, biological process: G protein-coupled receptor signaling pathway. The coding region runs from base 1 to 1005 and encodes 334 amino acids. NCBI's taxonomy places the organism in Eukaryota, Metazoa, Chordata, Lepidosauria, Squamata, Sphaerodactylidae. Gene Ontology annotation, molecular function: G protein-coupled receptor activity. The transcript has a single exon. Gene Ontology annotation, cellular component: membrane. The record is from RefSeq and is a predicted model, not a curated record.
AUGAACGAAGACCUGGAGGUUAAUUUAACGUGGCUGCCUCGGGAUCACUUAGAAGCCAACUCGGCAGAGAACAUUUCGGCCGCUGUGACCUCCCUGGUUCCUGUCGGUGACCCCGAACCCGAGUUUAUAGUAAACCCUUGGGACAUUGUGCUGUGUACCUCGGGGACCCUGAUCUCCUGCGAGAAUGCCGUGGUGGUCCUUAUUAUCUUCCACAAUCCUAGUCUUCGUGCCCCUAUGUUCCUCUUGAUAGGCAGCCUGGCCCUGGCAGACCUCUUAGCGGGAAUCGGAUUGAUCUUCAAUUUUAUUCUUGCCUACCUUCUCCAGUCGGAAGCGACUAAGCUGGUCACAGUGGGACUGAUCGUCGCCUCUUUCUCAGCCUCCGUCUGCAGCUUGCUGGCCAUCACCGUUGACCGGUACCUCUCGCUCUAUUACGCUUUGACUUACAAUUCGGAGAGGACCGUCACUUUCACCUAUAUCAUGCUCGUCUUGCUCUGGGGAGCUUCUAUCUGUAUCGGAUUGCUGCCCAUCAUGGGCUGGAACUGCCUCCAGGACGAAUCCACCUGCAGCGUUAUCAGGCCGCUCACUAAGAAUAACGCGGCUGUCCUCUCGGUCUCGUUCUUGCUCAUGUUUGCGCUUAUGCUGCAGCUGUACAUUCAAAUCUGUAAGAUUGUGAUGCGCCAUGCCCAUCAGAUAGCCCUGCAGCACCAUUUCUUGGCCACUUCCCACUACGUGACGACUCGGAAAGGAGUGUCCACUUUAGCCAUUAUCCUGGGGACCUUUGCUGCUUGCUGGAUGCCUUUUACACUCUAUUCUUUAAUAGCCGACUAUACCUAUCCUUCUAUGUAUACCUACGCUACCCUCCUGCCGGCCACGUACAAUUCCAUCAUCAACCCUGUGAUAUAUGCUUUCCGAAAUCAAGAAAUACAAAAGGCACUCUGGCUCAUCUGCUGUGGCUGCAUCCCUUCUAACCUUUCUGCGAGAGCAAGAUCACCCAGUGAUGUUUGAUUAAGUGGU